Cantharellus anzutake is the source of this 1593-nucleotide messenger RNA. RefSeq lists its product as uncharacterized. The record is from RefSeq and is a predicted model, not a curated record. NCBI's taxonomy places the organism in Eukaryota, Fungi, Basidiomycota, Agaricomycetes, Cantharellales, Hydnaceae. Bases 378 to 1379 code for a protein of 333 amino acids. The transcript is spliced from 2 exons.
GUUCCCACAAACCAAAGCGAUGUGAUCUAUGACAAUGAUGGGAUGCAAAUUGGUGCAAUACGUUCAUUAAAUUAGCCUCCAUUUACCUGAUUCUCUUCUCUUUCUCUUUCUUCCAAGGGUUUCCUAAUUCCUCACGAGCAAAGGUCCGGCGCUGGAAUAAGGAAUGGUGGGAGGACGCAGUGCGUGGCGAAGGCGGGGGUAGCGUCGUCCCGAACACGCCUGGUGGGUCAUUGCGCACUUGGCGAUUAUCCCUGCUUAUCCCUACUGAUUCUUCCCUCCAAGAAAUCGAGGCUCUUCGCCCGAAGUCUCCGAACCGAGGUCAAUCGACUAAUCGGCACUCACAGCAAUUCGGGGCUCCUCCGCCUGCGGGCUUCGCCAUGGGAGGCAUAAUGGGCGAUAUGCAGGUCGGGAUGGGUGUGGGAAUGGGUAUGGGUAUGAACCCGCCUAUGGGAAUGGGCUCACCUUUCCCACCUGUAGUGGGUGGAGGGAUGAAUAUCAACAUGAGAAUGAAUACGCCAUCGUUUACCUCACUUCGGCCAACCCCAAGCCGAGCGAUGGGCGGCCAAGGUCAGAUGACUCCUUAUCACCUCAAUCCUCCUCCCCGAUUCCAACAACCUCAGCCGUCACCGCCACAUUUCAAUCAACCUUCAAUGACGCCUAGCUUUAAUGCUGCUGACGGUUUCAUGCCACCCCAGCCUUGGGGUCAUGCUUCCCCCAUGGCAAUGCCAGGAGGCGGAGGGAUGUUUCCGAUGGGUAACAUUGGGGCAAAUCCCGGGAUCGCUAUGGGCAUGGGUGCUAUGGGCCCCUUUGGAGGUGGCGGUGGCAAUUUGAAUAUGGGAAUGAACCAACCUGGUCCAAUGACCGGUGGGCCGAUGAGCAUGGGCAUGAAUAUGGGUGCCGGAAUGCCUGCCGGUGGCCCAGGAUCCUUGUUUGCAGGGGGAGCACCAAUGGGUGUUAAUCCCCUAGGGAUGGGUAUGGGGAUAAUGGAUCCUAAUUCUGGAAUGGGACUGAACAUGCCCAUGAACAUGGGCAUGAAUAUACCGUUAGGCAUGAACACCAUGCCCAUCGCUCUCUCUCCAAAUCGUGUGCCUGGAUCCGCCCACCCACGGCAUCAGCCUUUUGGCGGUGUUACUGGAGGCAUGCAACAUCAGCAACCACAGCAGCAGCAACAACAACAACACCAAUAUCGUACUCCCAAUCAGGGACCGACAGGAACGGCGAUGAGACGCGGAGGGCAACAAGGGACGCAUAUGGGUCCCGGUAUGGCCAUGAGGGACGAAACUAUGAUGACGGCAACUCCAAUGCAACAAACCACAUACCCGUUCCACAUGUCAGGACAUCAUUCUCAUUCUGGUGGGGCGAGUGGUUCAGGUGAAUGAGUAGUACCCAAACGUGCCGCCGCAACCCCUCGUAACCCUCCGUCUCUUUUCGUCACUUCCUCGGUUUCCACAACACUCAAACAACAAUGCGCAAAGUGCCAGGGCCAACGAUCUUUGCUGAUCUUUCUUCCUGGCUCCACUCUUCCCUAAUGCUAUGCGACUUUCAAUCAUUUUUUUUUGUUGCGACCUCUCCGAUCCCAUCCUCCAUCGGUCU